UAAAUUGAAAGAAGAAGAAGACGACUGGCGAACCGAAUGGCGCCCGCUAAAUGAAAACAGAAUCGCACAACACGUGGAUAUGUUUAGCAUAUAGACAACGUUUUCUAUUUUUUUAAUUUAAUUUUUUCCAGUUCUUUUGUGUUCGUGCGUAAUCUGCUGCAGAUAUUUCCGGUAUUUCAAAAGCACCCGUCAAGGCUGCGCGAAUCAUUGAUAUUCGACAUCACGCAAGUCUCCCGUGGUAGGAAUACAUGAUAAUUUACCAGAUCAGUGGAUUCAAGUAUGGCUCUCGGUAGCGAAGACGACACAACCCAGCUUGCGUCGCCGAGCACGCGGGAGAAUGCGCCGGUUGUGGCGCACGUCGGCGAUCUGAUCGACAUUGAUCCGCACUCGGAGCUCAUCUUCGAAACUCCGCCGCCUGAUGUUGUUGACUCUAUCAACGAGUGUUUUGAGCAGUUCACCAGCACCGUGGAGAAAAGAAGUGAUGCUACACCCCACAACCUUUCCUCGGACAGUGACUCUGGUGAAAGCUUGUUUAUAACACAGUCUAGGACUAAAGCAGUCCGAACUGAAAGACGACUUCGAUCAUCUAAGAGACCAGAGUCCGUCUCUGAUGAUUCUGGUAAUGGGAGAGAGAAUGAAGACACUGAACAUGAGAGGGGAAGUGGAGAUCAACGUGUGGAGUGCCCAAAGAGAAGAAAGAGUUUAAUCUAUCUUCCUCCUCGAAGAAUUACCUUUCCAUUUCUGUUGAAAUCACUCAGACGACAGAACCUGUCCUCAAAAAAGAGCCAGAUUCUAGAGAACUCAGAAAUGGGAGGGUUCUUAAAAUGCAUAAGGAAAAUUGAGGAGGGUUGUGUGAACACAGGAAGAGCAAUCAGUCCAUCUUUACUGGAGUCUGAACUAAGCGACAACUCUGAGGGGGACGACCACAACAGUGAUCAUGAAGUCACAAAAGUGGAUCGAUCCAUUUUUGUUCCAAGUUACUUUAAAGGAAACAAACAAAAAUGGCUUCCACAAUCCUUCUUGGAGAUGAGGAUCCAGGAUUUAGUUUCAGAUGACAGCGAAGAGCAGCUAGUGAACACCAAAGGAAAAGAGAAGAAAAGAAAAACUAAAUCUACAGAGAAAAACAAGGCUAGUGCUUCUUUUAAAAAACAAUCAGACAGUAAACUCAAAGCUCCCAAAAGCAGAGCUACAGUCAGGACAUCAUCAGAAUCGUCUGAUGACUCUCUCUUUAUGGAGCAGCAAAAACAACAUGAGACGCAUGAGGUUCUAGCUUCAUGUUCAGAUGCUGAACACUCAGAUUCUGCCCAUUGCAGGCAUAGACUUAUCAAGCAGACUGUCCAGUGUGCCGAAAACUUGGAUGGAGAUCAUUUAGUGGUAAUUGAAGAGACACAGAGGAACUUGAUAGAGGCAGUUACAGAAGCAAUAGUUCACAUUGAACAUGAUGAUAAUGCAGGUUCUCCAUCUCAAGCUGAUGACAUCAUUGGACUGGAAAACACUGUGUCAGACUUGCAAUCAGAAAACACAACAGAAAAUUUGGAAAAAAUUAAUUCACCUGUCCUUUCAGAAAGCUUGUUUACCAUUAAAGAGAAAAAGAAGAAAAAGCACAAAUUAAAGGAACAAGAGGAAGCCGAGUCUGGUGCAGAUACUCAUAGUGCAGACAAUGUUCAAUCAGUUGAGAUGGAUCAGUUCAGUGAGUCACAAACAACUGAGAUGCCACCUAAAAGAACAAAAAAGAAGAGAAAAGACAAAGAGUGGACAAAGACAGCAAAUGUAGAGGACAAUAAUGGUCCAGACAUCCUGCCAAAUGAAACUUGUGAAGCUCCUGAGACCGAACAACCUCAGCACAUACAGACAUCAGAGGAAAUCACAGAAUUCAAAUCAGUGAGAAAGAAGAAGAAGAAAAAGAAUGGCAGUGAUUCUGCUCUGGAUGUAUAUUCAGUGUCUCAGUUUGAUAAUGUCACUGAUAGAUCAACUAGUUUAAAGACUGUUGCAGAAAGACCAAGAGAUGUUGUUGAUCAUACAGAAACUGAAUUAAACGAUGCUGAACACUCAGAUUCUGUCCAGUGUGCUGAGAACUCUCAUUUAGAUCAUUUUUCUGUAAUUGAAGCCAGACAGAGAAACUCUGUGGAGGCAGUAACAGAACCAGCAGUGGAUCAUGAGGAUGACCGGAUGUCAGACAUUAACCUGCUCAACAAAAGCAAUUCUUUGUUGCCACCCCAAGGGGGAGACAUUUCUAUUCAGGAUGAUAUUCAACAGAGUGACAGUGACUUUGGCUCAGAGGAUUUAUUCCGGCCAUUGAACAGUCAUAAAGCGGCAUCUGUUACGGCGAGCAUGGAGGAGAGCGAUCAAGACAGUGAUGUGACUCAAAUAGAGACAGAAGGAAAGCCUGGGUCCAUAUUUGGACCUGGAACACCAAGAUGGUGUGAUGGUGGCCUCCAUGCACAUGAGGACAACGACAGCGAUGAAACUCAAAUAGAGACUGAGGGAAAAUCUGUGUCCGUGUUUGUGCCAGGAACACCAAACAAGCAGUUUACAACUCAAGACAGGAACAGUACCAAACACCCAGAAUCCCAAAAGACAGACCAGAUUCCUCUUGGCCUAAAUGCUGAAAAGAGACAAACAGUGUUGAGAUCUCAUAAGGAUUCUGAUGUUACAGAGGAGACCAUGAAUGUCCAACCAUCAUCUAAACAUUUACCACUAGCUGAUGAACCAUUAAAAAAAGGUUACUCAUUUUCACCCAAGCGCCUCAACUUGAGUAAACGAAGGGCAGAGAUGGAGGAGAUGGAAACAGAUCCUCAGGAAACUCCUUUGUUUAAAAAUGAUGGACUGAGCUUUAUUAAAAAAAAAAGAAAGAAAACGGAUAAAUUGGGUGCCAUUAAUUUCACACAAUGUGAUACAAAUGUAGAUUUAAGCUCUGACUCUCCGGCUGGAGUUGAAACAACACCCAGAGAGAACGAGAAAUCAGAUGAAGUGGAAAAUAGAGUAACGAUAUAUGAAGAGCAAAGGGAAGCAUCAGUUUUGCAUUUGGAGGAGACAUCAGAGAUCUUGGAGGAAAGCGUUUUAUCUACGGUGGCAGAUAACAGUGUUAUCACAAAGGUUAAGAGGAAAAAGAAGAAAAAGUACAAAUUAAAAGAACAUGAGGAUGUAGAGCCAAGUGUAGAAAAUCAGUCGGUUGAGACGAUUCAGUUCAGUGACUCACAAACUGCUGAACUGACAUACAAAAUAACUAAAAAGAAGAAGAGAAAAUAUGUCGAGGAGAACAGUGCUACAGACAUCCCAUCAAAUGAAACUUUUGACUCCGAUAGACCAGCAGAGUUGAGAGGAAAUGAUCAAUCCAGUGAAGUUCCAGAGAUGAAUCAACCUGAGCAUAUACAGACAUCAGAGGAAAUCACAGGAUGUCCACUGCCUAAUGUAACUACACUCAAAUCAGUAAAAAAGAAGAAAAAGAAGAAAAGAGUUGAGACUGAAGAACCAGAAUAUGAAUCUGUUGAACUGGAUGUGAACUCUAUGUCUCAGUUUGAUUAUGUUGUUGGUGUGGUUGAACAACAGGUCAUUAAAGGAAGGCCAAGCGAUGACAACACCGCUGAACAUUUAGAAGGUAAUACAGCACAUAUCUUAACGGUUGCCAAACACAAAAAGAAAAGUCAGAAUGCAAGUUCUUUGUCUCAAAGUGAUGACAUUAUUGGACUAGAAAAACUAGCAUCAGGCUCGCAGUCAGAAAGAGCAGAAGAGCUCUUGGAAAAGAAAACAAAGAAAAAGCAGAAGUUAAAGGAGCAAAAAAAUGCAGAUAUUGGGGGAAAUGUGCAGUUGUUUCAACAAAGUGAUUCAUCAACUACGGAUUUGCUAUCCAGAAAAACAAAGAAGAAGAGAGCAAACAAAGACAGGGAAAGAACAACAGAUCGCUCAGCAAAUGAAAUUUUGGACCACAUGGAUGACAGACCUUCAGAAAUGAAAGGAAAUAAUGUGAUUCAGUCCAUUGAGGCCACUGAGACCAAUCAAUUUGAGCAUUUACAGACAACAGAGGAAAUGACAAGAUGCUCUUCACCCAAUGUAACUAAAUUAAGCUCAGGGAAGAAAAAGAAGAAAAAAGUGAGAAGUGAGAAACAACAUGAAUCUGUUGAUGCCAAUCUGGAUGGGUCUCAGCUAGAUGUCGUCUCUGGGCUGAUAGCACAGAAGAUGAUUGAAAGAAGGCCGAGCGAUGGCAGUGCAGUGGAACAUUUGGAAGGUAAUGCAGCACAUAUGUCAAAGGUGGCCAAACGCAAAAAGAAAAGUCAGAAUGCUAGCUCUCAGUGUCAAGUUGAUGAUAUCAUUGGACUGGAAAACACAACAGAAAAUUUGGAAAAAAUUAAUUCACCUGUCCUUUCAGAAAGCUUGUUUACCAUUAAAGAGAAAAAGAAGAAAAAGCACAAAUUAAAGGAACAAGAGGAAGCCGAGUCUGGUGCAGAUACUCAUAGUGCAGACAAUGUUCAAUCAGUUGAGAUGGAUCAGUUCAGUGAGUCACAAACAACAGAGAUGCCACCUAAAAGAACAAAAAAGAAGAGAAAAGACAAAGAGAGGACAAAGACCGCAAACGUAGAGGACAAUAAUGGUCCAGACAUCCUGCCAAAUGAAACUUGUGAAGCUCCUGAGACCGAACAACCUCAGCACAUCCAGACAUCAGAGGAAAUCACAGAAUUCAAAUCAGUGAGAAAGAAGAAGAAGAAUGGCAGUGAUUCUGCUCUGGAUGUAAAUUCAGUGUCUCAGUUUGAUAAUGUUCCUGAUAGAUCAACUACUCAAGAGACUGUUGAAGAAAGACCAAUUGAUGUUCUUGAAAAUACAGAAGCUGAAUUAAAUUAUACUAAACACAAAAAGAAUAGGAAACAGUCAAGUUUCUCUAUUAAUAACAGUUCUGAGUUCAGCUCUUCUGAUGCACAAAUGCAGGAAACGGUCGCACCUGAGAGGAAGAGGAAGAAAAAAAGAAACUCUGAACACAUCACAAAUGUAGGUGGUGAACUGACUUUGGAAAGUUCUGAUCGUACAGUGCCAUUUGAAAAGUCUCCGAGCCCAAUGUUGACGACUUCUGAAGCAAUUACAAACAAAUCCAAGAGAAAGAAAAACAAGGAAAUGAAUGAAAGCAUAAAUUACAUACCAGAUAAUAGAAAUGCAGAACUAGAAACCAUACAAACAAUGAGGACUGACUCAGUCAUACAACACACCAAUGCAGAAAGACAGUCCAACGUUGGUAACUCGCUGGAAAAUUCUGCAGAUAUUAGAAAGGAAAAAAAGAAGAGGAAGAAGAAUACUGAAAAUAAUAUCAUGGAAAGUUCCAUGUCUCAGAACACUGACUCAGCUGCAGCAGUCAAUGGAGAUGACGCACCCAAAAGACCUGAAAAACAGAUGCAAAGGUGUCAUGACCGAGCAGGAUCUGGGGCAAGAGAAUCAUCUGUGUUGCACAAAAGCAAGAAAAAGAGGAAAAUAAGGGAGGAAAGUUUAUCUGUACUUGAUAGCUAAAACUCUUCAGUGCACAAUAGAAAGGUGUGGGCAGAAGAUGAUGAUGGUAUAUUAGUUACACAGAAUAAUAAGGGAAGGAGGAAAAUGAAAAUGAAAAAGUAAUUAUGCAGUGGCAGAUAGUUUUAGAGCUCAGUUAAACCGUUUCAAAAGAAAAAUAAGCUUGAACUCUUGGGAUUUUGAGACGAGCUAUUUACAGUGUUUUCUGUUCCUGAUAAAUGGCCAAGAAAAAUGUGAAAGCAAAGAGGUUUACAGAUUAAUAUAAACACAAUGUCUAAAUCUUUUAUUAAAUCAUUGUUUAAUUUAUCUUUCAUGAAACACACAAACACCUGUACAUUAUUAUCAAUACUUGUUUUGCAGAUGUGAAGAUGAUCAACAUUCUGAUGACAGUUGGUUUAUUUUUAAUAAAACGUUUUCAUUUGAUUUAUUAAAUCAUUGUACAGCCAAAUUAGACGAUCUCUUCUAGAGCACUGUAUCAUUUUUAUUAUCAGAAACGGUAUUUUAUACAAAAGCAGUGUGUUUGUGUUUGGUCAAUAUAAUAAAGACUUAUUUUAUACACUGAAUCAGUCAACCCAUUUAUAGUAUUUGUAUUAUGGACACUUUGUUACACUGCUUCAGAGAAAUAAAAUAUAACUGGUUUUGCCGUGUGAUAAACAUC
This is a messenger RNA of Carassius gibelio (silver crucian carp), 6145 nucleotides long. It is a transcript of the gene pho, whose product is annotated as phoenix. The transcript is spliced from 5 exons. Lineage: Eukaryota; Metazoa; Chordata; Actinopteri; Cypriniformes; Cyprinidae. Gene Ontology annotation, biological process: transcription by RNA polymerase I. The record is from RefSeq and is a predicted model, not a curated record. Bases 280 to 5490 code for a protein of 1736 amino acids.